Messenger RNA from Balearica regulorum gibbericeps (East African grey crowned-crane), 286 nucleotides. NCBI's taxonomy places the organism in Eukaryota, Metazoa, Chordata, Aves, Gruiformes, Gruidae. The record is from RefSeq and is a predicted model, not a curated record.
AUGGGUAUGCUCGCCAGCGUGUAUACAGAUGAUGAAGAGAGAGGCAACGCAAUGGGAAUUGCACUAGGAGGCCUUGCUAUGGGAGUAUUAGUGGGCCCACCUUUUGGGAGCAUCAUGUAUGAGUUUGUGGGGAAGAGUUCUCCUUUCCUGGUGCUGGCAGCACUAGCUCUGUUAGACGGAGCUGUUCAAUUAUUUGUUCUGCAGCCAUCCAGAGCACAAGCAGAAAGUCAGAAGGGGACACCGUUACUGACACUUUUGAAGGACCCGUAUAUCAUUAUUGCAGCAG